Mizuhopecten yessoensis (Yesso scallop) is the source of this 2006-nucleotide messenger RNA. RefSeq names its product ATP-dependent RNA helicase DDX55-like. Gene Ontology annotation, cellular component: nucleolus. The record is from RefSeq and is a predicted model, not a curated record. The coding region runs from base 8 to 1765 and encodes 585 amino acids. The transcript has 5 exons. Gene Ontology annotation, molecular function: ATP binding; nucleic acid binding. Lineage: Eukaryota; Metazoa; Mollusca; Bivalvia; Pectinida; Pectinidae.
AACAAACAUGGAACCCACGUGGGAAGAUUUGCCUGUUACACUUUGUAAUACUACCCUUAUAUCAUUGGAUCAACUCAAUUUUUCCAAAGCUACACCCGUUCAGGCGGCAUGUAUACCAUUAUUCAUAGGUAACAAGGACGUGGCAGCUGAGGCAGUGACUGGAAGUGGCAAAACUUUAGCAUUCCUUAUUCCUAUUCUUGAGAAGCUUGACAAACACAUGCAAGAAACGGGAAAAUUGAAGAAGCAGGAGAUAUUUUCUAUUAUUCUAACACCUACAAGAGAACUAGCUUUCCAAAUCAAGGAGGUCCUUGAUCAUUUUCUUGAACUUCAUGAUGGUGUCGUUUCUAUUUUGUUUAUUGGAGGCGAAAAUCCACAUAAUGAUAUCAAUAAAUUCAAAACAAAUGGAGGUCACAUAGUAGUUGCCACUCCUGGGCGAUUUGAGUCAUUGUUAGAGAAAAAAUGGGACGAAUGCAAUCUUGCGGCAAGUGUCAAAUCUCUAGAAAUUCUUGUGUUGGACGAAGCAGAUCGCCUGUUAGAAAUGGGUUUUGAAGCUAGUAUCAACACAAUUCUAAGUUUUCUACCGAAACAACGUCGUACAGGGUUGUUUUCUGCCACCCAGACAGAUGAGGUUGAAAAACUCAUACGUGCUGGCAUGAGGAAUCCUGUUCGGAUUAACGUGAAGGAGAAGAGAGACAAUUCUGACCUCAGUGCCGCAAGGAGAACGCCCGCCUCUCUAGAAAACCAGUACAUGGUAUUGGACAGUGAUGAGAAGUUUAACCAACUCAUCCAUUUCUUACACAUUAACAAAAAGCUCAAAAUAUUGGUGUUUUUCAGCACAUGUGCAAGUGUUGACUAUUUUUCGAAAAGCAUACAGCAUAUCCUGAAACAGCAUCAGGUCCUUUCUAUACAUGGCAAAAUGAAGAAAAAGAGGAACAAGAUAUUCUCAAGAUUCCGGACCCUGGAAAGUGGUGUGUUAUUGUGUACAGAUGUAAUGGCAAGAGGAGUGGACAUUCCAGAGAUGGACUGGGUUGUCCAGUACGAUCCGCCCAGCUCUGCUAACUCCUUUAUCCACAGGUGUGGACGUACAGCAAGGAUCGGCAACAAGGGGACGGCUCUUAUCUUCUUGUUACCAACGGAAGAUGCCUAUGUCAAAUUCAUUGAAAUCAAUCAGAAAGCACCUCUACAGAUGAUAGAAAAAGCAGACGAUGUUCAGAAUCACCUUCCAAAGCUUCAGAAAAUGUCUAUCAAAGACCGGUCCAUGAUGGACAAGGCAGCCAGGGCAUAUGUGUCAUUUGUGCAGUAUUAUGUCAAACAUGAAUGCAGCAUGAUCUUCCGAGUGAAGGACCUAGACUUCGGUAGACUAGCGACAGGGUUUGGACUGGUACGUGUCCCUAAAAUGCCAGAGUUGAAAGGAAAGGUGCUAACAAACUUUGUUGCCCCGGACAUUGACUGGGCCACCAUACCUUACAAAGAUAAAGCAAAAGAGAAAGCGAGACAGGAGCAGCUGAAUAGUGGAGAAAGUGUGAAAAAAGGAAAACAGAAGAAGCAUUUGGAGACCAAGUCCUGGUCUCAACACAAAGAUCGCAAAGACAAGAAAAAGAAACGCAAGGAAAAAACAAACAAACGCAAGCUGGAGAUAUCAGAGGAAGACAUGGACGAUAUUGACAAGGACUUGAAGUUGAUGAAAAAACUAAAAAAGGGAAAGAUAUCAAAGGAGGAUUUUGACAAAGAGUUUGCAGAUGACAGUGGCUCGGAAGAGAGUUGACUUGACAUGUGAUCCUGUACUAACAUUGUGCAAUUAAGAAAUACGUUAUUGACAUCGUUAAUUGUCCCUGCUGUGACAUUUUGAUCAUUAUUGUGCUCUGUGGUAACAAUUAUCAGCAAUUUGAUAUAAGCUUUUUGUCCAGUAAAAACAAUGCUCCAACUUAUUAUGGUUUUCUGAACUUAAACAUUUCUUAUUUUAAAGUUGAUAGGAUUUGUAGUUAAGUACGUACAUAGCAUUUUUA